CCCCGAGAGGGGACUUUUGUUCUUAUCAGUUUAGCUGGUCUUCGCUUUGUAUAAAAGCUCUUCGACUGGACGGAAUCAGCAUCAGUUCAGCAUUUCACUCAUAAACGUCUCCUCCAAGCAGACAAACUAGCAAAAUAUCUACGAAAGCAAAAUGAAUUUCACAAAGCUUUUCGUUGUCUUCGCCGUUGUCCUUAUCGCCUUCUCUGGUCAAAGUGAAGCUGGUUGGUGGAAGAGAGUCUUCAAGCCAGUGGAAAAACUUGGUCAACGAGUUCGUGAUGCCGGUAUUCAAGGACUUCAAAUUGCACAACAAGGAGCCAAUGUUCUGGCAACAGUACGAGGUGGACCACCACAGCAAGGAUAAUUGUGAUAAACAAAUUUAGCGAUUUCUAAAUUUUGUCUAUUUAUUAUAAUUUAAUAUUUAAUUGAAGCAGAAUAUAAUGAUACUUUGGAAGAAAGA
This is a messenger RNA of Hermetia illucens (black soldier fly), 457 nucleotides long. RefSeq names its product cecropin-like peptide 1. The transcript has 2 exons. The coding region runs from base 152 to 361 and encodes 69 amino acids. NCBI's taxonomy places the organism in Eukaryota, Metazoa, Arthropoda, Insecta, Diptera, Stratiomyidae. Gene Ontology annotation, cellular component: extracellular region. The record is from RefSeq and is a predicted model, not a curated record. Gene Ontology annotation, biological process: defense response to Gram-negative bacterium; antibacterial humoral response; defense response to Gram-positive bacterium.